Messenger RNA from Mya arenaria, 4062 nucleotides. Its product is annotated as coiled-coil domain-containing protein 102A-like. The record is from RefSeq and is a predicted model, not a curated record. Bases 160 to 1728 code for a protein of 522 amino acids. NCBI's taxonomy places the organism in Eukaryota, Metazoa, Mollusca, Bivalvia, Myida, Myidae. The transcript is spliced from 8 exons. Gene Ontology annotation, cellular component: myosin complex.
UGCUAAUGAAAACAAUGUUGUGAUCGAAACUGAACUAAGUCAAUUUUUCUUGUUUCAGAUGUUAAAGAAUGCGGAAUCAAAUACAUGUUCAAAUGUCGUGUAGAAGCAGCAUGCUUUAAUUUAAGAACAGAAUUUUUUAACACAUACAAACAAUAAAACAUGAGCCAAAAGCCAGGUCACAACACUGGGCCCAAGGGUGAUGUGUCGUAUGUGCGAGCCACGCCUGGUCCCCAGUACCCUAUCGCCCCCUCCCCACUGCCUUCCAUGGACAACAAUCACCUGGCCAAUGCCCAUCCACAGCAGCACAAUGUAAACAGUGAUCUGGAGGACAAGCUGGAACUUCAGCAAAGGGAACUGGAGGAGAUCCGUGCCCGCGCUGCUCAGAUGGAGAAAACCAUGCGCUGGUGGUCGGACUGUACGUCUAACUGGAGAGAGAAGUGGAGCAAGGUGAGGAACGAGCGGAACAAGGCACGUGAAGAAAACAGGCAGCUACGCGGGAAGUUGGAUUUGCUGAUCAAGGAGAAUAAUAGUUUGAAACGAGAUAAAGAUGAGCUAGUUAACAGUAGUAAAAUUACUGUUGGGAAAACUGACAAACUUCAGGACAAAAAUGUGGAGUCAAUGACUGGCUCAACAUCUUGUGCAAGUGCUUUAGGAGUGAGUAAACCUCAGGAUGAUAUUGAAACAAGAUCUGACACCAGCAACUCGGACAGUGUGCAAUCAAAACUGCAAUCUCCGGCUCGACGGGACGUGUUGACUGACUCAGAGUGCCAGACAUUGGAAGACCUCAGAGAUUUACGGCAACACAGUGACAAAGAGGAAGAAGUUGGUGGUGAAAGGCUGACACUGAUAGAACUGAAGCUGGAUGAAUCUCAGAAAACCAUCUCAGGAGAGAGGGAAGAAAAGACCCAUCUUCUGAAGUUACUGGAGGACACAAGACACGAGCUGCUUAACCUUAAAACCCGCUAUGAAGAGCAGAAACAAUCAAAACUUGACCUGGAAAUGCAGUUAGAGCGUGUACGGGAACAGCACGGGGAUGACCUCGCUCGUGUAACUUCAGACCUCCAGGACGAGCAGGCCACACGGGCACACAUGGACAAACGGGUUGCAGAACUCAGGGCCGAGCUCGAGAAGCUUCAGCGAGAAAAUGCUGACGAGUGGGGACGACGAGAGCGCCUGGAGACAGAGAAAUUAGGAAUCGAGCGUGAGAACAAGAAGUUGCGAGCCACACUCUCAGACAUGGAGGAGCAACUUGAACGGAAGAGUACGCAUGCAUCAACUGUUGUCAACAAGGACAUGAAGACGCUACAGUUGGAUGUGUCCGAGAGAAACAAGGAGCUGGCAGACCUGAAGCACAUCCAUGUGAAGUUGAAGAAGGCCCACCAGGAGCGACUGACUGAUCUGGACCACAGUCGCCGAAGAUGUGAUCAGUUUGAAAUGGAAGUGAAAAAGCUCCGGUCUCGUGUGGAGGAACUCAAACGAGAACUGGCAAAUGCCGAGGACGAGGUGGACACUCAGGGGAACAACGUGCGCAAGGUACAGCGGACAAACGAUGAGCUUCAGGAACAGGUGGAGAACCUCAAUGUACAGCUGGAACACCUCCAGAGCAGACUAAGACGCAGUUCCCAGUCCAACACAGGACAUGGAGGAAGUCUGCGAGCAUACAGUCCCAACUUACAGGCACUUGAAGUGGAUGAUGACACAGACGACGACUUUAGUGAGGGCUCAUGACCAUAGGCAUCACAGCGUGUGAUUCACCACAGUGCUGACCAUCUUGGAAUCAUGUUGUAUAGACUGGACAUCGCAGCUUGUGAUGCACCACUGUGCUGACCGUCUAGGAAUCAUGUUGUAUAGACUGGACAUCGCAGCUUGUGAUGCACCACUGUGCUGAGCGGCUGGGAAUCAUGUUGUAUAGACUGGACAUCGCAGCUUGUGAUGCACCACUGUGCUGACCGUCUGGGAAUCAUGUUGUAUAGACUGGACAUUGCAGCUUGUGAUGCACCACAGUACUGACUGUCUGGGAAUCAUGUUGUAUAGUCUGGACAUGGGUUGUAUGAUCGCCCAGUACAGGUUCAAACUGUCUGAAAUAUGUACUUGUCAAUUUUAUCUCUGAUUGUUUAUUAUGGAUAAAACUAAUUUACAGGUAAAACCAUUGAUCACCAUUAUUACUUAGCUGGCUUUGUGAUGUUCUCUCAUUCGCAAUCUUUGUUUUUACAUUUUUACACCAAAGUAUAUGUACUUGACUAUUUUUGUAUGUCAUAAAAUUGCUGGUGAUGCUAGCUGAAUGGUUGUGCUGGUCACAUGUGAUUAAACAUGUACAGUAGAUAUAACUUGUACAUUUUACAUGCAUAUAAUUGAACUUGUACAGAAUUUUAUGUUAUAUCAGGAAGUUUAGAUACAUGUACUUUUAAAAAAAAAUAUAUAUUGAAAAACGCUCAAAAUAUUAUGGCAAGGGCAACUAUUUUAUUACAGAAUAAGAUAAUUUAUUUGCAAUGAAAUAGAAAUAUAAGCGAUGUUUCUCUUAAGAAUGAUCAAGCAUGUGAAACAUUCUUAAUACCGGGUAGUUGUUUUUGAAUGUGAGGCUGUAGAUUUUGACAUGUGUUCGUCUGUAAAACUCAUUAUGAUGUAAGUCUACAUCCAUACCUGUUAAUGUUUACUUCUUUGUAUUGUGUAUUUCAGACUGUUUUCUUUGUGUUUUGUUUUUUCAGACUGUUUUUGACAAAUUCAAAAUUUUCCACUUCAAAUAAGUAUUACCUCAUUUAAAAAGCCAUCAGCUAUCAUCCAUCAUCAGAUCAAUGUCUCAUAUGUUUAGGCCAGUACAGUUAACAUGAUUCAUUGCGUUAGCUCUUCCAAGCCAAUAUACAAACAUAAGUUUAAUGUGGAGCCAUCUGACACACUGGUACAAAUGUAGUCCAUUAACGAUUUCAUUAAAUUUUGAUGCCGGAACCCCCGUAACAUUGGGGUAUGAUUUAAAAGGUUAUUAUAUGCAGAUUACUUAUAGGUAAAAUAAAUGACCAAAAAGCAUCAUACACAAGUUAUUACAGUUUGUACGUUUGCUGUUUAUUUAAACUGGAUUUGUACGUGAAAUAACCUAAUUCGCAAUCUUUCACAAAAUACUUUCAAAUGAUACCAACAUAAGAUGGGAUAAUCAGGCAUCUAAAAUUUACAUAUCUGUGUAUCUGAUACUUUAAAUGUGUAUUUGGCUUAUCAGCAUCUUGGCUCUCAGAACUUUGUAAUUGUUCACAUUUGGGCUGCAACAAUAAACUGGUAUACCGAUGUAUACAUGUUUAUAUAUAUUGUUGUACUUGCUUAUGUUUUUGAACUGCAAUAUGACUGAAAAUUGGCAGAAUUGAAAGUUGUUUAAUUUAAAGUUUGUGUCAGUUCAUACCAUUCCUGGUAAAACAUUCUAAAGUUGAUGCAAAAAUGAAAUGUUGAAAUUGAGUGUCCUUGUUUAACAGCUUAUUCUGUAUUUCUUGGAAUGAUGGAAGUCUUGAACAAAUAUAUAGAAUAUAUUUCAAUGUUUUUUUGGCGUAUUGCUGCAGCCCCAAUUCCCACUUUUUAGUGCUUAUUUCUAUUCCAAAUGUGUCCAGUUGUGAACAUCAUGGUACUAGAUUUGUGCUUGUAUGAAGUACCUGUUCACAAAGAAAUUUAACCAGCAUGUAUUUUUGUCCUUGACUACUAAAGAGUAAUUACAAAAUACAUAAUAUACCAAUUUCUAUUUUCUUUAAAUUGUUUAAAGGGAAAAAUUCGUUAUUAAAAUGUUUAUGGCAAUUUUAGUUUCAUAAUUGCUACAUGAUAUAUACAUGUACAUUGUAUGUAUCUUUUGUAGAUCUGUUCUUUACUCCCCAAUAUAUGGCAAUAAUAGCAUUAAGCUGUAUACUCUGUAUAUUGUAUUCUUUAAUUUAAUUAUAUAUACACAUGUACUUCAACAUAUAAUUCCAUGUAAUAAUCAGAACAUGUUGUGAAAAGUAACACUAUUUAUUUCUUUUUUUAUGGAAUUUUGUAACAAUUACUGUUUUAGGUUAGAUGAAAAAUAUGAAAAUGCAAAUAAACAGAUAAAUCCUA